Macrosiphum euphorbiae (potato aphid) is the source of this 468-nucleotide messenger RNA. Lineage: Eukaryota; Metazoa; Arthropoda; Insecta; Hemiptera; Aphididae. The record is from the annotation of a GenBank genome assembly.
AUGGUUAUGAAACUUAUUGCGGUGAAUUUUUUAAUUUGGUUUACAUUUAAUUGCCAUGGACAGACAAAAUCAAGAGAAACUCAUUUUCCGGGUUAUCAUUUUUGUGGACCGGGUACUGAUUUUUUGGAACGCAUUGCUCGUGGUCAGCUUGGCAUCAAUAAGCUAGACGAAGCGUGCCGGUCACAUGAUUCAGUUUACACAGACAGUACGGAUUUUCAAUUGAGAAUGGAAGCCGACAUGAAAUUGGAAACAGCAGCAUGGGAGCGAGUGAUAGCGAAGGAUAGCAGUUACAAGGAGAAAUUCGCUGCAUGGAUGGUGACAAACAUCAUGAAAGUGAAACGAAAGUGGAAUACUCGACGUCUGCAACGGGAGUUUGGUAAAAAACCUAGUGAAUUGUCUCCGGCAAACAAAAAACCUCGACGUUCAAUUGAUGACCACCAUAAAACUUGGUUUCGGUACCGGUUAUAA